Molecule: messenger RNA, 571 nt
Organism: Entrophospora candida
Lineage: Eukaryota; Fungi; Glomeromycota; Glomeromycetes; Entrophosporales; Entrophosporaceae
Source: the annotation of a GenBank genome assembly
AUGUCAUCUGAAUAUACCAAUAAUGCCUGUAUUCGAUGCAGUAUUAAACAAAUCAAAUGCGAUAAUGAAAAGAAUUGUUGUAAUAAUUGCCACAAAGCAGGAAAUGAUUGUCAUCGAAACAAGGCUAUAAAAAAAAUAAUCAAGGAUAAACUCAAACUGAAUAAAUUAUACAAAAAUUAUUAUAAUCGAUUUGAAGAACUUCAAGCUUUACAAACUCAAAAUACUGAGCAGGCAAUGUUAAAACUAUCGUUAGAAGUUGAAGCACUUCGUCAACAAAUUUUACAAAACCAACUUAUUAUCAACGAACAAAGAAUGUCAAAUCCAUUAUUAGAUUAUUAUUUUAACAAUCUUGGUUUUAAUAAUAAUCAAGAUUCACGAGUUGAAGCACUUCACCAACAAAUUUUAUAUGCUAUCAAUGAGCAAAGAAUGACAAAUCCAUUACUAAAUCAUUAUCCUAACGAAUUUAGUUUUGGUAAUAAUAACCAAGUCGAAACAUUAUUUCAUCAACAAACUUUACAAACUGUAAACACUACUAGUGAGCAAGAAAUGUCAAAUCCAUCAUUAAAUUUUA